Cydia fagiglandana is the source of this 1582-nucleotide messenger RNA. RefSeq names its product telomere zinc finger-associated protein-like. NCBI's taxonomy places the organism in Eukaryota, Metazoa, Arthropoda, Insecta, Lepidoptera, Tortricidae. The transcript is spliced from 7 exons. Gene Ontology annotation, biological process: regulation of transcription by RNA polymerase II. Bases 90 to 1394 code for a protein of 434 amino acids. The record is from RefSeq and is a predicted model, not a curated record. Gene Ontology annotation, cellular component: nucleus. Gene Ontology annotation, molecular function: sequence-specific DNA binding; DNA-binding transcription factor activity, RNA polymerase II-specific.
CCUGUUUUCGAGUUGUUCCUUGGGUUUUGUUUAUAAUUGCGAAAUUGAAAUAAAAUUUUAACGCUAACGAUAUUGAAUCUCAUCAGAAAAUGUCGUGCUUUCUUUGCUUCAUAUGCCACAAUACAGUUCACUGUGACACAAAUGUUGAAACACGGGAAAAAUACAAAGAAUUGGUUGGAAUGAAAUUAUGUUCAGACUCUCAUCUUUGCCAUGUGUGCUGUCACUUGCUGAGAAAGCUGUGGUUAUUUAAGUCAAUAUGCUUAAGAAGGAGUAUGGAGUACCCUGUCUUAUUUAGUGACCGAGGCACAGUCUAUCUACAAAACAGCCAGAUAGAAACUGUCAUCCUAUGCCCAGACAUAGAAGAAUGCGAACAACAUACAAACACAUCAUACCACUUCACAUCUGACACAGAUACCAACCAAUAUGUAUCUUUAGAAGAUACAGAUAAAAUAGAUAUAACGGAUGAAAAAGAAUAUAUUGAGUCAGACGAUGAUACAGAAUUUAAUAAUUACGAUCAAGAUAUAGAAAAACAAAAUGACACAACAAUUGAAAAUAAAAAUGAAGAUACAGAAGAAAUUAAACCUAAGGAAGAAUUGAAUAAGUACAAUGAUUUUUAUAAAAUAAUUUUGAGCGUUGAAGAGCAGAAGGCGGAGUUGGAAGCGAAGAGGAGAGAAGAGAAAUAUUUGGAAGCGGAGUUUAAAUGCUAUAAUUGUGCUAUGGCGUUUUUGUUUAAAGAUACUUAUCAAGCUCAUAUGAUGAGACAUGAAGAGUCAAACGGCGAGCACCUCUGUCCGAUCUGUCUCCUCCGCUUCGCGUCGUCCGCCGUGCUCCGCGCGCACGCGCAGACGCACCGCGAGCGCGGCGUGUGCGCGCGCUGCGGCGCCACCGUCGGCGCGCGCCGCCGCAACGCGCACAGAGCUAAAUGCAUGAAUAAUCAAGCUAUAUGCCAUCUCUGCUCUAAGGCUUUUACCGAUGGUAACGGCCUACAGCAGCACAUCAAGCGCUUCCAUCUCUCAAAAACCAGCAGCAAAACUUAUUCCUGUCAUGUGUGCGGCAAGACUUAUAACAACCAAGCGGCCGUACGGACACAUAUGAUCCUGCCCUGCCAGCUGUGCUCAAAAACCUUCGCCACGCAGCGCUCCCUAGCGUCCCACAUGCAAACUGUACACUCCACCGACAAGAAAUACUGUUGCAAUAUGUGUGGGGCGAGCUAUACUAGCAAGAAAUCACUGGGCGCACAUAUACGAAGGCACACCGCGCAGCCUAAACUGUGCUUGUGUCAUCUCUGUGGGGCUAGCUUCCAGGGUAACAGCAAACUGAACAGACAUCUAAGAUCAGUGUGUGAAAAGAACAAGCUAGAGGAAGAACUAUCGGCUUUCUAUAAUCAAGAAUGAGUAUCAAACUAUACCUACUACCAGGCACGGCUCACUCCGCGAUUUCGUCGCGUCGCUACAAGUACAUGCGGCCCACACCAAUGUUGGUGUCUAGCAGUAGUGGCUGCCGCGCACCGCUACGGAACGGCCGCCUGCUCGCGCUUGCGCCACCUUGCGGUUAUAUCUGUCGUAAUAGACGCGUUUUGUUA